Molecule: messenger RNA, 939 nt
Organism: Dermochelys coriacea (leatherback sea turtle)
Lineage: Eukaryota; Metazoa; Chordata; Testudines; Dermochelyidae
Gene: SNX32
Product: sorting nexin 32
Exons: 7
Coding region: 128-805 (225 amino acids)
Cellular component (GO): endosome
Molecular function (GO): phosphatidylinositol binding
Source: RefSeq, a predicted model, not a curated record
AGAAGCGAUUUAAAGAGACAACACCCUCCGCCCGCGCCGCUCCCCGCUCCCAUUCCUAGUCAGCUGAUGAGGCCUGAGCCUGGGUUCAUCUACGGGGCAUCCUGGGCCGCUCUCUUCCUGGGGGCGCAUGGAGGAGCCGCUGGAGAUGCCGCCUGGGGAGGAGAGCAAGCCUUGCUCACCCUCGGAGGAGCUCGCCACUGACCCCUCCUUGCAGGUUGAGAUCUCAGACGCAGUCAGCGAACGGGACAAGGUGAAAUUCACUGUCCAGACCAAGAGCUCCCUGCCCGACUUCACCCGCCCAGCGCUCUCUGUGGUCCGGCAGCAUGAGGACUUUGUUUGGCUGCAUGACACCUUCUCUGAAAAUGAUGAAUACGCUGGCAUAAUCAUCCCCCCUGUGCCCCCCAGGCCUGACUUCGAGGCAUCGCGGGAGAAGCUGCAGCGCCUCGGGGAGGGGAACAGCACCCUGACACGGGAGGAGUUCGCCAAGAUGAAACAGGAGCUGGAGGGCGAGUACCUGGCUAUCUUUAAAAAGACGGUGGCAAUGCACGAGGUGUUCCUGCAGCGCCUGGCAGCCCAUCCUGUCCUACGCCGGGACCACAACUUCUACGUCUUCCUGGAAUAUGACCAAGACCUCAGUGUACGUGGCAAGAACCGCAAGGAGCUGCUGGGCGGUUUCUUCCGGAACAUCGUCAAGUCAGCUGAUGAGGCGCUCAUCACCGGCGUGUCGGGUCUGAAGGCAGCGGUUCCUUCGGUGUCUCUACCUGACGGGCUAGUCGGCUGCACAAAUACACGUUCCUGUGCCUAAAGCAGACUGGGCUUAUGUGCUGCUUGCCAAACCCAUCUGAAGAACAUCAUUCAAGUGCUUACUUACAACUCUUGUACACACCCGGACCCUAUGUCACCCUGGAAUAUUAAUGAGCAGGGAGUUAGUUUUCCAGU